UAGAACCGCCAUAAGAUGUUCAUAUCUCGAUAAUUUUCUUUUGGAGACGAAAAUGUGAUCUCUAUUCGUUUAUGACUCCUAUAGAUAUAGAUAUCUCACAAUGGCGCUGUUCAGUCCAAAACAGAUCCUGAACACGUCAUGGUCAGUCCAUCGGCUUUCGCCGCUACAUCACGGCAAGGAGUUUCCGACGCUCCUUGAUAAUGCGACUGCUCUACAGACUUACGCGGACCGACUGAAGGAAACACUCACUGGAGACGUACUCCGUGGCGUCCAAGUCGGCGUCAGUGCCGCGGCAGCGGGCUAUGAUGACGCGCUUCUAAAAGCAGGACCAUUACAACAAUGCGCUUGGCGAGUCAUGCCGACUUGGUCUCAUUUCAGAGAAGAAGAUGAGUCCUUACUGGACGAUCCGGAAAACAUACAGCCAUCUGUCCCGCCUGAAAAUGCCUUUGGGAUAUUGAUGAUAUUGGAAUAUGAGAAUAUCGUCUACAAGGCGGCACUCCUGGCCGGUCCGGAUGGCUAUCAUGAUGACCGAAAAGGGUCGACGUACUUACCAGUACUGCUUACACGUCUACCGAACUCGCUCAGACAGACGCUUAUUUCAUUUCUGGCAACGAAUUUCGAUACUUACUGUACUGUGUUACGACUUCCCUCGAGUUUCCUGUGCACGGCCUUGGAGACGUAUAUUUCUGUAUUGUCUCCGACGCGCAGCAGAUCUCGACCCUCUUCCUCUGACAGCAUUCUUGAGGAAGUGUUGAAAGAGACGCAGCUGACGCUCUCUUUCUCAUCACACGUCGCGCCGAAUCUGAGGACUCUCGACUUGAAUCUGCCUCGAGCCACCGUCUCUACAUUCGUUGCUGAAGGACUAAAGAAUGUAAAGAAAGUCAAGAGUGGCCCGAGCCAACAGAGGCCAUUCUUGAGUUCAUUAUGUGCAUAUAUCGAUAAGCACCUCGCAAUGAAACUCAGUCUAGACGACCAGUCCGCCGAAAAAGGCCCUAGCGACUACGUGAAAUUGACCAAAGUUGCAUGCGGCGCCUUCGUCCUUGGCGCAGAGGGAAGAAUGAAACUGGUGGCCGAUCAUGGUUAUCCGGAUUCGAGAACAGAGGAUGACGAUCCGGAAGAAAUGAAAAACCGAUUGCUGUUACGAGCAAAUGAGGAGAUUCUGCGCGCUCUAGUCCGCAGGGCCAUCCCAGAACAUAAGAAGCAGAAUUAGGGAUAAUAGCCCAGACAACCUUUUUCUCAAGGUCAUGGCUUAGAUGGCGAGGUCAUGCGGAGUUUAUGUGUGUAUAGCGUAAUACCCUUUUACUACAUAUCGAAUUCGAUAAUGCGUGUUUCUUAAGUAUUAAACAGUCUGAAAUUAGCUCUAUUAAGUAUGCAGACUGCGUAUGUUGUCACGGAUUCUCUCUCACUCCUUUCUGGCUGGCAAAGAAAAGACCUGG
Paecilomyces variotii is the source of this 1436-nucleotide messenger RNA. RefSeq names its product kinetochore complex Sim4 subunit Fta1-domain-containing protein. The record is from RefSeq and is a predicted model, not a curated record. Lineage: Eukaryota; Fungi; Ascomycota; Eurotiomycetes; Eurotiales; Thermoascaceae. The transcript is spliced from 2 exons. Bases 101 to 1210 code for a protein of 369 amino acids.